Messenger RNA from Aspergillus alliaceus, 893 nucleotides. RefSeq names its product bifunctional precorrin-2 dehydrogenase/sirohydrochlorin ferrochelatase MET8. Bases 30 to 737 code for a protein of 235 amino acids. Gene Ontology annotation, molecular function: precorrin-2 dehydrogenase activity; protoporphyrin ferrochelatase activity. Lineage: Eukaryota; Fungi; Ascomycota; Eurotiomycetes; Eurotiales; Aspergillaceae. Gene Ontology annotation, biological process: siroheme biosynthetic process. The transcript has 3 exons. The record is from RefSeq and is a predicted model, not a curated record.
AUCAAAGCCCAAUUGCCACCUAUUUGAAGAUGUCACAAGAGUUUCCUGAGGUUCAGGGAGGAGGGUCCCUCAUUGUUGCUUGGCAAGUAAAAAACAAGCAUGUCUUGGUAGUUGGAGGUGGACAGGUAGCCGCUGGUCGAAUCCUCCAUGCUCUUAACGCUGAUGCCAAAGUAACGGUCGUCUGUCCAGCUUCUGGCCUAAACGAUGAAGUCGCAUAUCGGGUAUCCGAAGGUCAGGUAUCUCACAUCGACCGGAACUUCGAGCCGAAGGAUCUAGAAGGGGCAGAUAUGGUUCUCUGCGCCAUUGAUGACCCGGAUGCUUCGACCCGUGUAUGGAAGCUAUGCAAAGAGAAGAAAAUCCCUGCAAACAUCGCGGAUGUUCCUCCCGAAUGCGACUUUUACUUCGGCAGUGUGCAUCGAGACGGCCCAUUACAAGUGAUGGUCAGCACGAAUGGAAACGGUCCUAAGCUUGCGAGCAUGGUGCGGAAGAAAAUAGCCGAUACUCUUCCAGACAACAUGGGAGCGGCAAUAGAGAAUGUGGGAAAGUUGCGAAAGAAGCUAAGGGAGGUAGCUCCCAAUGUGGAGGAAGGUCCAAAAAGGAUGAAAUGGAUGUCUGGAGUUUGCGAAUCAUGGAGCCUGGGUGAUCUUGUCCAAAUGAAUGAUCAGGAUAUGGACUGCCUCCUGGCCCAUUAUGCCUCUGAAAAAAUUCCCACGUUUGAGGAAGUUCGAUCUAGUUGACCGCCAUCUCUGCAUACAGUCCCAUCAGUGAGAUAUGGUUUACUUCAUGCCCCAAAUUCUGGGGCAUGUUCCUAGGAGGAACUUAAUGGAGAUACGUCUGUGCGCCUAUCAUUUUGGAGCAAGCGUUUGUGCUGUAUACCAGACUCUCAUGAUCGG